This is a messenger RNA of Monosiga brevicollis MX1, 3024 nucleotides long. RefSeq lists its product as uncharacterized. The coding region runs from base 1 to 3024 and encodes 1007 amino acids. The record is from RefSeq and is a predicted model, not a curated record. Gene Ontology annotation, molecular function: calcium ion binding. Lineage: Eukaryota; Choanoflagellata; Craspedida; Salpingoecidae. The transcript is spliced from 4 exons.
AUGGCCUCCAUCUCCGAGGAGUACGCCGAGCAGGAGGUGUAUACCGAACAAGUAUACCACCACAUCUUUCAGAGUGUGGAUGUGGGCCAGGAUGGCUAUGUCGACGAGAGCGAUCUUGCCCAGGCCUUGUCCAACCACGGCUUGGCCGACUCACAGGAUUCGGCCCUGGUGAAAGCUCGCGAGCUCAUGCCAACCUACGAUCAAGACCGCGACGGACGCUGGUCCGAGAGUGAAUUUCGGGCCAGCAUCCAGCACGCUGACAUGAAUGCGCUGAUGCGCAAGGCCGGUGGCAGCCAGUCGGACAGCAGUGGACGCGAGGUCAUUUUUCGCAAGCAUUUGGUCCGCGAGUACGACGAUGCUGCCGACGAGCACCACGCCCGGGAGCUAGAGAAUCUGCGCAACGAACUGAUUGAACACGAGGAGCAGAUGCUGGAGCAGAUGAAAGCGCACUAUGAGCGCCUGUUGGCCCAGCUUCACACCGAGCUGGAGCGAGUCGACGGCGAACGCCGCGACGCAGAACAGCGCGCCAGCACCGAAGAUGUUGCCACUACCAAAGCCCGCUACACACGCCUCAUGGAGGAACUUGAGGCUGAAUUGGAUGAGGAGCGGAGUGCUCGACACCGGGCCGAGCGCGAGGUCCGUGAUCAAAAGCUCGAGUUUCAUGCCUACCAGCAAACCAUGGAGGAGCGUCUUUUCACGGCUCAGCGCGAUCGUCGCAGCCAGAGCGCCGAUGAAGAGGACGACGGCCUUGAAGAGGUGUAUCGCAAGCGCAUCCAAAGUCUCGAGCGUCAGCUGGCGGAAACCCGCGAGCUUCUGCACGAGAGCGCCGCCAACCAAAAUCAGCCCUUGCCGGUGCAGUCCAGUCGGGCUCCCGAGUACACCGUCGUCACAAAAAAUGUCACCGUCGAGGUUGAAGACGUCGAGGUGGAGGAUGACGGCGCCGCCGACAACCACAUGGAGCUGUCGGCCUUGCGCGAGGAAGUGGAACAUCUGACGCACUCGCUGGAAUCACAGCGUCGAGCACAAACGGUCAUGCAAACCAGUCACGCCGAGGAAGUGCGCGAGCUUCGUGAGAGACUGGCUUCCCAGAACGCGCUCAACAACUCGGUCUUCUCGCGCCAGGAGGUCGAGGACGCGCAAGAGCGAGAAAUGACUCGCCUGCGCUCCGAUUAUGAGCAACUGGAACGAGAGGCGGCAACAUUGCGUAUCGAAGUCAAACGCCUCAAGGCUCAACACAACAGCCAGACCUCAACAGAACAGCGCGAGAAGAGUCGGUUCGAGGAACACACGGCCGAGUUGGAACAAAACUACAAUUCAGCACUGGAUGACAUUCGCCGCCUGAGCCAGCGCCUCCGUGAUAGCGAAGUCGCCCUCCGCGAGCUGCAAGAUGAACGCACUCGCGAGCAGGAGGAAGCGCAACAGCAGCGCGAUCGAGAUGCUGCUGUUCAGCGCGAGGAUGUCAACCGUGCGCAUCGCUUGCAACAAGAACUGGAUGCUGCGAGAGCUGAGAAUGAGCGCCUGCAGCAGCUCUUCAAUGAGGCACAACAACGCCAGCAGCAAGGCGACUUGGCCAACGACGAACUCCGCACCAAAAGCGAACGUUUGCAGCGCCAACUGGAUGAGGCCCAACGUAAUCAACGGCCACAAUCGAGCGAGUUGCCCUCGGACGCGCCGACGCACGAAGUGAAGAUUCACGUCACUCAUGAGCAAGAAGGCAAGAAGCGCGAGCCACCUCGUGGUGCGAGCUAUUCGCCGCUGAAAGAUCGCACACAGCUCGAGACUGACCCAAGCACUCUACGCGAGGCGCAAGACAUGUUGGCGGAUGAACGCGUGCAAAACGCGCAGCUGAAACAAGACCUCGAAAUGUUGCGGCGUUCGCGGGAGCGCCUCGAUGACGAGGAUCAGCAGCUGCUUGAGCGCUAUCAAGACUUGAGUGAUGAGCUAUCUCGCACGCAGGUGCAGCUUCAGCGCCUGCGCCACCGCUACGAGGAAGAGCAGUCGCAGGUCUACGUCCUGGAAGACAAGCUAAAUCUACAGCGCAAGGUUGAACUGGAGCAGCGCGAGCGCAUCAUCGAGCUCGAGGCCCAGCUUCGUGAUCGCCCCAACCGCGCCACCUAUAUUUUUGGUAGCGAGCGUGAGCCCGGUACCCUGACUGCACAGGAGGUGGCCUCGCUAUUGCGCGACAUGCGUGAUGGUGUACGCAUGCCCCACGAUGAAGGGCACCGUCACUCCCGUCACUCCCGCCAUUCAUCGCACCACAGCUCUGGACAGUCGUCACGGCACGCAUCGCCCCGGGCGCGGCACCGCAGCCCAAGUGCAGAACGAGGACGCUCGGCACACCGAGAUAUCGAAGUACAGCGUUGGUCCGAGUCCAGGGCUAACAACAGCCAUUCUCGCCAUCGGGACCAAAGCCCCAUGUCAGACUCGGGGAGUGAUGCCAGCCGCCGUAGCCGCCACAGUGGGGGCCACUCGCGGCGACACUUUGAAGAGCGCUGGGAGAUCCGCGAGCAAGACAAUGGUGGUCACUCAACUGCGCUGCUGCGAGCCGAGCCACAAUAUGAUCAAAGCUAUGACUCGGGCGGCCGCUCCCCCAGCAAGUUUCACAUUGUGGCGCGCCACGUGUCCUCGGAAAAUCAGCAGAUGCAGGCCCAAGAUUCGCCCCGCGCACCCACGCCGGUGCUGACCAGGCUGCCACACAGUGCCACGCUGCGGGGUGGUGCCGUCAUGAUGCCCAGUUCAGUGUCGGUGGGCAGCAAAUUGCAAGUGGCUCAAUGCAGCAGUAGCAGCAGCAAUAACAACCGCAUUCAAUACGUUUCGCCCGUCGACCUGAAUGCGAACAACAUGACCUCCUUUGUUCGAGAGGAGCAUGAGGAGAGCCACACGGAGGGUGGCAGGGGAAGCGGACGAAUGCGUUAUGAGCUGGCCAGCGGUCCGGAUUACGUAUGUCGCUCGACCCCAGCCUCUGGAAAUCAAAUUUCAACCCAUCGCACGGCCACCGUGCAGCGCACCUGGCAAGCCAGCUAG